GCCCCACCUGCCGCCUUGCCUCUGGCCAUGGCCUGUUGGUACCUGGCUCUCCUUCUGACCGGGGCCUUCUUGGCAGUCUCCCAGCCAGUCCUGACCCAGCCGGAUGCACUGCUGGUCUUCCCCGGCCAAGUGGCUCAGCUGUCCUGCACGCUCAGCCCCCAGCACGCGUCCAUCUGGGACUACGGCGUGUCCUGGUACCAGCAGAGGGCGGGCAGUGCCCCCCGCUACCUCCUCUACUACCGCUCGGAGGAGGACCACCACCGCCCUGAGGACGUUCCAGACCGAUUCUCGGCCUCGAAGGACGCGGCCCACAACGCCUGCAUCCUCACCAUCAACCCGGUGCAACCUGAGGAUGAUGCAGACUACUACUGCUCUGUGGGCUACGCCUCUGAUCUCUAGGGGGGCGGGACGAGUGCCUCCCCACUGCCCCCCCAGCCUGGCUUCUGCUCCCGACUUGGGCC
This is a messenger RNA of Lepus europaeus (European hare), 461 nucleotides long. RefSeq names its product V-set pre-B cell surrogate light chain 3 (gene VPREB3). Bases 28 to 399 code for a protein of 123 amino acids. The transcript has 2 exons. The record is from RefSeq and is a predicted model, not a curated record. Lineage: Eukaryota; Metazoa; Chordata; Mammalia; Lagomorpha; Leporidae. Gene Ontology annotation, biological process: immunoglobulin production; immune response.